Messenger RNA from Trichosurus vulpecula (common brushtail), 549 nucleotides. RefSeq names its product gastrokine 2 (gene GKN2). Bases 1 to 549 code for a protein of 182 amino acids. Lineage: Eukaryota; Metazoa; Chordata; Mammalia; Diprotodontia; Phalangeridae. Gene Ontology annotation, biological process: regulation of cell population proliferation. The record is from RefSeq and is a predicted model, not a curated record. The transcript is spliced from 6 exons.
AUGAGGACUCAUGUGUUCCUUCUAGCUGUGCUCUCAAUCUUCUGCUCUUGGGCACUCGGAAAUGAGGUUUUUAACUACAUGAGUACUACCAGUAAUGGUGGCUCAGUCCAGGAAACCGUGCAAAUUGAAAAUGAGAAAAACGUUGCCAUCAUCAACGUCCAUUCAGGAAAAUGCUCUUCCACCACCAUAUUUGACUACAAACACGGUUACAUUGCUUCCAGACUCCUCUCUCGGAGAGCCUGCUAUAUCAUGAAGAUGGACCAUGUAAAAAUCCCUGCUCUGGAUACACUCAAACGAUAUAUUUAUGAGAGAAAGGAGAUGCAAACCAUGUUUUCUUCCGAAUAUACUUGGGUGAAGUACAACCCGAUACAUUCCCUGCUCACCAAUAUUGAUUGGAUCCUGUUCGGUUCACCCAUAGAAGAUCUUUGCAGAGAUGUGCCCCUGUACAAGGCUGAAGUGGCUGAAAAGAAAACUGGUGCUAAGGGUUGUGCCAAAGUUGGACUCCUGGGCAUCCUUCAUAUUGGUAUCUGCGCAGACCUUUCUUUUUAG